CCCAGUAUGAACAUGAAUUCCUGAAAACUUCCUCUGCCAACACCAAUCCCUAUUAAGUCGCUCCCGGGACGCGGCUCACAAUGAAGUUCGUACCGGCAGGUAAAAAAAAAAAACAACCAAAAUCGACUUUGGGGAUACUAUUUCCCCUUCUCCCCCUCCCCCUUUUUUCCUCCCCCUCCCCUCCUUUUGCCGGUGAUGCUCGGGUGCAGGCGGGUCCCGGCUGGAUGCCGCAGCUGGAGCCGGAGCGGGGCUCCCGCCGCGCUGCGUCCCCCCCGGGAUGAGCAUCUCUGGGAAUUGGCAGCGGGAGCGGAGCGCGGAGCUGGCGCGGUCCAGCCAACAUCUGGACACUUAUAUAACUGGAAAUGCUUCCAAGGAAAAAAAAAAAUCUCAAGGAGGGGGGGAUUUUUUUUAUUUUUUUGUACUUUUAAAUACUUCCCCCCCCCCCCACUCCUGCUUAUCCUCCUUCUGGGUCUCCCGAUGCCUCAAGCCGCUGCCGUGCCGGGAGCGGUGGAAGGAUGGGGAGGCUGCCAAGUGCAGGAGGGGGGUCGGAGGGAGCAGCCCCCACCCCAGAAGCCGUUCUGGGGGUCCCACGGGGCAGCACCCAUCGGGGACUCCCCACCCAUCCCUAUCCCCGGCACACGUGGGGCAGAGCCUCUCCCUGCCCAGCUGUGAAUGGGCGGAACAGCGGCCGGGGGGACACAGCGAGAGGGGCUCCUGAGGGGUCAGGGAAUCUGCAUCCCUCGGGGACACCCGGGGGCGCGGGGGGCAGGGUCCUCCCGUCCCGUGAGGGAGGGGAGCGGCGGGUCAGGGACUGGAACACGCCCAGGCGUCGUGCCCUUCGUGGCCCUGCUCCUGCUGCAGCGGCGGCCCGUGGCCGGCCGGGCGCUGCUGGUGACCGGCUCCGGCUGUCCCAGCCACGGCCUGUGCCGCUCCAACGUGCAGGAGCAGACCCGCAGGCAGGUGGCCGUGCUCAACGCCACCGCCCAGGAACUCUUCAGCCUCUACCUGAAGUGCCAGGGAGAACCGUUCAGCAGCGAGAGCGACAAGCUCUGCAACCCCACCGGCAUCUUCUUCCCUGCUUUCCGCGUCAACCGGACGAGCGAGAGGAAGGAGGUGAUGGUGGCCAUGUACAAGCUCUUCGCCUUCCUCAACGCCUCGCUGGGCAACAUCACGCGUGACCAGGAGGAGCUCAACCCCAUGGCCAAAGAGCUCCUCGAGCGGCUCCACAACACCACCAAGACCACCCGAGGCCUCAUCUCCAACCUCACCUGCCUCCUCUGCAAGAACUACAACAUCUUCCAGGUGGACGUCAGGUACGGGGACAGCUCCAGGGGCAAGAGCGCCUUCAAGAAGAAGCAGCAGGGCUGCCAGGUGCUCAGGAAGUACGUGCAGGUCAUCGGCCAGGCGGCACGUGUCCUCCUACCUCAUCUCAGCCCCUCAUGAGCGCCCGCCCCGGCUACACUGCCUCUCUGCUGCUGGCCGGCCCCAGCCGCUGCCUCCCCGGUUCCCGCCUUCCUAUUUAUUACCCGGACCCUGCGCCGGCCCCAUCCUCCCUCCAGUAAUUUAUUGCCCCUUGAGGGGGUGAACGUUGCAGCCCGCAGUGUCCCGGGCAGGGCAGGGCCAGCACCCAGCAGGACGAGGCAGCGCAUCUCCGAGGAGCACGGGCUGGUCCCAGGAUGUGCCUCAGCCAUCCCCGGGCUCCCAUGGGGUGUGGGGAGCUGUGGGGGUGGCGGCAGGGCCGGACUCUGUCCCCCACGGACGGUGUCACCACAGAGAGCAUCCGGACAGAUCCCCCUGAGCACCGCCUGAAAGCUGCCGCUUCCCUGGAGAAAGGAUUGUGAGGAAGGACAUUGGGAUGCAGGGAUGUGGGGACUCCUGCACAUUUUAAGGCUGGGCUCUCCUGCAAGGAGCCAAACUGAGGGUACUGGUGGCUGUGCUGGCUGGGCUGGGUCCCACCGUCUGGGACAAGGCCACCUGUGUGGGACAGUCACCCCACUGUGGAGCAUCAUCCCCCCGCGCGGGCACAGCGGGGCACGGGUUGUCCUCUCCUUUUGAAAAGUGCUUUACCCUUUGGAAGAGCUCGGAAUGUACUAACGGCCAAGAGCUGGGCUUUGCACGGCUGAAUGCAGCCCUGGCGUGGGGGCGUGGGACAAGGGGACAUGGGGACAUGGGACACGGGGACACGGGACAUGGGGACACUUGGCACAGGAACACAAAGACACAGGGAUUGGGGACAUGGGGACAUGGGGACUCGGGGACAGGCCCCAGGCCGGUGGCAGGUGGCGCUGGCUCGCUCCUGGCACCAGAGCGGGCUGUGGGUAUUAUUUAUUGACUCCAUGGAAAGCCCAGAGUGCACUGAGAGCUGACUAACUUUAUUCGUUCUAAUAAUUAAUAAUUAAUUAUAAGAUUUGUGGUAAUAUAUUGCUGGAACUCUAUUUAAAUAUUUAUUUUUUUAUACUUCUUGCUCUACUUUUUUAAAAUAAACCAAUAGAAACAGA
This is a messenger RNA of Haemorhous mexicanus (house finch), 2498 nucleotides long. RefSeq names its product LIF interleukin 6 family cytokine (gene LIF). The transcript has 3 exons. The record is from RefSeq and is a predicted model, not a curated record. Gene Ontology annotation, molecular function: cytokine activity; leukemia inhibitory factor receptor binding. Gene Ontology annotation, biological process: immune response. NCBI's taxonomy places the organism in Eukaryota, Metazoa, Chordata, Aves, Passeriformes, Fringillidae. Gene Ontology annotation, cellular component: extracellular region. Bases 673 to 1443 code for a protein of 256 amino acids.